This is a messenger RNA of Boleophthalmus pectinirostris (great blue-spotted mudskipper), 1107 nucleotides long. RefSeq names its product ALX homeobox 4b (gene alx4b). The record is from RefSeq and is a predicted model, not a curated record. Gene Ontology annotation, biological process: regulation of transcription by RNA polymerase II. Lineage: Eukaryota; Metazoa; Chordata; Actinopteri; Gobiiformes; Gobiidae. Gene Ontology annotation, molecular function: DNA-binding transcription activator activity, RNA polymerase II-specific; RNA polymerase II transcription regulatory region sequence-specific DNA binding. Bases 1 to 1107 code for a protein of 368 amino acids. The transcript is spliced from 5 exons.
AUGAACGCAGAUACGUGCGUCUCAUACUGCGAUAUGACAUCGAUGGAUUCAUAUUAUAGUGCGUCUACUGCGCCAGCGAGGGACCACCAAACCAACCCAUUCAGGACUUUUCCCAGCACCGAGACGAAGUACAGCCCAACGUACCUCUCCGGCGCCAAGGGCCCGGCGUACGGAGAGAAAUCCCGCAGCCCAUUCCAGCCGGAGUGCGUGGCGCUGGACGGCGCCGAGGACGGUACGUUCAAGUAUCAGCUCUUCAUGCAGAGACCCGGCUGCAAGACACCGCCAGAAGGAGGCAAACUCCACGCGGAGAAUGCGCACAACGGCACGCUCAUGACCUGCUACGCAGGCAAAGACAGCAGUGGUCUUGGCGAGUCUGACCUGCCCCCCAGCGUGGAGGCGUCUGGGAUGGAGAGCAGCUACAUGACCCUGAAGGACUCUGUGAAAGGCCCCGGAGAGAGGCCCGGCUCAGACCUGUCCAGCCCUUUGGACAAGAGCGAAGCGGAGAGCAACAAAGGCAAGAAGAGACGCAACCGCACCACGUUCACCAGCUACCAGCUGGAGGAGCUCGAGAAGGUUUUCCAGAAAACUCACUACCCAGAUGUGUAUGCGCGGGAGCAGCUGGCUCUGAGGACAGACCUGACAGAAGCCCGAGUGCAGGUGUGGUUUCAGAAUCGCAGAGCCAAAUGGAGGAAGAGAGAGAGGUUUGGUCAGAUGCAGCAGGUCCGCACACACUUCUCUACAGCCUAUGAACUGCCCCUACUCGCCCGGCCCGAGAACUACGCACAGAUCCAGAACCCCUCAUGGAUCAGCAGCACCAGCGCCGCCUCCCCUGUACCUGGGUGUGUGGUGCCCUGUGACACUGUCCCGUCCUGCAUGCCCCCGCACCCACAUGCCCCGAGCAGCGUGUCUGACUUCCUGGGGGUCCCGAGCCCCGGCAGCAGUCACAUGGGACAGACGCACAUGGGCAGCCUGUUCGGUGGGCCCGCCAUGACCGGAGGCAUCAACGGUUAUGAUCUCAAUGUCGACCCUGAUCGGAAGUCGUCGAGUAUAGCCGCACUGAGAAUGAAGGCCAAGGAGCACAGUGCUGCCAUCUCCUGGGCAACAUGA